UAUGUUCUGCCAAGCAGAAAUCAUAUUGGCAGGAUAAACCGCCACUGCCAUACAGCCACCAUACUAACCCCUAAUGGCAAAGAGAAUGCGCAGAGACUGGCUAGAGAGGAGUUAACAGAGGUGAUUCUGAAGCUGCUGGUAGCAUGGAAGGAUCCUCUGUGGCAGUUCCACCAGAACAUGGUUCACCAGGAUGACUUCAACAACUUCAGCUCCAACAAAGCACUGGAGAUGAGCUACAUGGUACACGAGCUCCGCAAGGGAGUCCAGAAGGUGGCUGAUAAGAUGCAGCACCUGGGGAUGAUCAGUAACUCCCUGAGUGGCCUGUCCUCCCCUGAGGCCUUGGACCCCUCGUCAGACACCAGUGGAGAGGCCCAGGCCAUGAGCGACCACGACCUACUCUACUGCUUCAGACGGGACUCCAACAAGGUCCAGAACUACCUGAAAAUCCUCAAGUGCAGGAUCGUACCUGAGAACGGAUGCUGAGAUGUGAAGACAAGACAAGAGGCGUGACAUUCACAAGCUACCGUGUCAAUCAAGGAAAUCAAGGACACAUCAUGAAUAGACACGAUGAUAAGACCGAGAGAAGAGACUGGGACUGUGGCACUUUCCUC
This is a messenger RNA of Oncorhynchus gorbuscha (pink salmon), 611 nucleotides long. RefSeq names its product prolactin-like. Lineage: Eukaryota; Metazoa; Chordata; Actinopteri; Salmoniformes; Salmonidae. Gene Ontology annotation, biological process: response to nutrient levels; positive regulation of receptor signaling pathway via JAK-STAT. The record is from RefSeq and is a predicted model, not a curated record. Gene Ontology annotation, molecular function: hormone activity. Gene Ontology annotation, cellular component: extracellular region. The transcript is spliced from 3 exons. Bases 178 to 483 code for a protein of 101 amino acids.